GCUGCCCCGGCCCUGCCGCGGGGACGGCGGGAGGAGCGCGGCAGCCGCGCGGCGUCGGGAGCCGCUCUGCGCCCUCCCUGCCGCUGCUGGGGCAGGUAAAGGCGGGCUGGGGGCUGGUCCCUCCUCCCCUGGCCGUCGGGGAAGGCUGCCCGGGCGGCGGGUCUGACUCACCGCCGCGGUGGGCGAGAGGGUCGGAAGCAGUGACCCCCGGGCUCGGCGUAGGAGGAGGGAAGGGAGAGCGCCGGGAGACAGCUGAGCGAAGAGCUAUACUUACUAUUUGUUUUAGUGUUCCAUCUGAACAACUGAAAUGAGACUGAAGACUUCACUCUUAAAGGAACCAAAGCAUAAAGAAUUAGUUAGCUGUGUGGGAUGGACUACAGCUGACGAGCUAUAUUCCUGCAGUGAUGAUCACCAAAUUAUGAAAUGGAACCUUUUAACUAGUGAGACAACCCGAGUAGUGAAACUUCCAGAUGAUAUUUAUCCCAUAGAUCUUCACUGGUUUCCCCGAAGUAUAGGUGGGAAGAAGCAGUCCCAUGCUGAGACCUUUGUUCUAACAAGUUCUGAUGGGAAGUUCCACUUGAUUUCAAGAUCAGGGAGAGUGGAGAAAAGCAUAGAAGCACACACUGGGGCUGUGCUGGCGGGACGGUGGAAUUCCGAGGGAACAGCACUGGUCACAGUUGGGGAAGAUGGCCAAGUGAAAAUCUGGUCUAAAACUGGAAUGCUGAGAUCCACUUUGGCUCAGCAAGGAGCACCAGUGUACUCAGUAGCCUGGGGACCUGAUUCUGAAAAAGUUCUCUAUACUUCAGGGAAGCAUCUGAUUAUUAAACCUCUUCAGCCCAAUGCUCAAGUUUUGCAGUGGAAAGCCCAUGAUGGACUUAUUUUAAAAACUGACUGGAACUCAGUUAAUGAUCUUAUUAUUUCUGCAGGUGAAGACUGUAAAUACAAGGUCUGGGACAGUCACGGACGCCUGCUGUACAGCUCCCAGCCCCAUGAAUAUCCUAUAACCUCUCUUGCCUGGGCUGGGGAUGGAGAAUUAUUUGCUGUGGGGUCUUUCCAUACUCUGCGUCUGUGUGAUAAAACUGGGUGGUCUUAUGCUUUGGAAAAGCCCAACACUGGCAGCAUAUUUAAUAUUGCUUGGUCUGUUGAUGGCACUCAGCUAGCUGGAGCAUGUGGAAAUGGACAUGUCAUUUUUGCCCAUGUUGUGGAGCAACGGUGGGAGUGGAAGAACUUUGAAAUAACGUUAAUUAAGAGGAGAACCAUGGAGGUGCACAACGUUAUGAACGACACGGUAGACUCGUUGGAGUUCCGAGACAGGGUUAUCAAGGCCUCUUUGAACUAUGGGCAUUUGGUGGUUUCAACUUCUCUGCAGUGUUACGUGUUUUCUACAAAGAACUGGAACACACCACUGAUCUUUGACCUGAAGGAAGGAACAGUCAGUUUGAUUCUACAGGCAGAAAGGCAUUUUCUUCUUGUAGAUGGUGGAGGACUUUAUUUAUAUUCAUAUGAAGGAAGAUUAAUUUCCUCUCCGAAAUUUCCAGGGAUGAGAACAGACAUUUUAAAUGCCCAGACAGUAUCUCUGAGCAAUGAUACUCUAGCAGUCAAAGACAAAGCUGAUGAAAAGGUUAUCUAUAUAUUUGAAGCUUUAUCUGGAAAGCCAUUGGGUGAUGGAAAACCUCUAACCCAUAAGACGGAAAUUGUGGAGAUUGCUUUGGACCAGAAAGGACUUACAAGUGAAAGGAAAAUAGCUUUCAUUGACAAGAACAGAGAUCUUUACAUUACUUCAGUGAAACGGUUUGGAAAAGAACAGAAGAUUGUCAAAAUAGGGACCAUGGUUCAAACUUUGGCUUGGAAUGACUCCUCCAACAUUCUUUGUGGGAUUCAAGGGACCCGGUUUACAGUCUGGUACUACCCCAACACAGUCUAUGUUGAUAAAGAUCUUUUGCCAAAAACACUGUAUGAAAAAGAUGCAAGUGAAUUUAGUGAAAAUCCCCAGAUUGUGCAUUUUGUAGGAAAUCAAAUAACAAUUAGAAGAGCAGAUGGUUCACUUAUUCACCUCAAUAUUUCACCUUAUCCUGCGGUUCUUCACGAGUAUGUUAGUGGUUCUAAGUGGGAAGAUGCUGUCAGAUUGUGUCGUUUUGUCAAGGACCAAACUAUGUGGGCCUGCUUAGCUGCUAUGGCCAUUGCCAACAAAGACAUGGCUACAGCAGAGAUCGCCUAUGCAGCCAUCGGAGAGCAUGACAAGGUGCAGUAUAUCAAUUCCAUCAAAGAUCUUCCAUCAAAAGAGUCCAGGCUGGCUCAUACACUGUUGUUCAGUGGAAACACCCAGGAAGCUGAGACCCUGCUCCUCCAGACAGGCCUUGUUUACCAAGCCAUUCAAGUCAACAUUAAUCUGUACAACUGGGAUAGGGCCCUGGAUCUGGCAGUGAAGCACAAGACACAUGUCGACACCGUCCUGGCUUAUCGACAGAAGUUCCUAGAGGACUUUGGUAAAAAAGAAACCAACAAAAGAUUUUUGCAAUAUGCAGAAGGUCUGGAAGUUGAUUGGAAUAAAAUCAAAGCCAAAAUUGAGAUGGAAAUGGCUAAAGAAAGAGAACGAGCAGCAGCCAGUCCUGCAGUGAGAGGAAGUGUAACUGUGCAGCAGUAACUGUCCUUUUGGUCACCUUAGGAAGUGCUUCUUGCAGAUUUUAUACUGGCAGAUUUUGACAAACAUGAUUUUUUUUUUUGCCACAGCAAACCUUUUGUGGGGAACAGAAGUGGGGAUUGGUAUAGUUCCUGGUAAUUGUUGGAUGACAAGCAGAAUUCUGUAUUUACUACAGCCUCAUUUUGAGGUGGGUUUAUGCUGUGGUGCCCUAGCUCCAGUGAGUGGCUACGUUGUAGUCCAUAAUACUUGUAUGAGAAAAGAGGAAAAUUAACUGUCUUUCCAUUACUGGCUUCUAAAUUUUCACCACCAUUCAAAUGAUUUAACCUUGGUUGCCUCUAAUUAAGUACCAAUUUCCCUGUUUAACCACCUAGUUAAGUAGUUUGCUUAAUUCUGCAACUUCAGGGACCUCUGAAAAGACCUGUUUAAAUGGCCCUACAUUUCUCAGACUGUAAGUGCUGAAAAUUGAAAAAGGAGCUUGCACCUAUAAAGAGCAAAAGAAUGUUUCCCCCACAGUUAAGGUAAUAUAUAUUUCUGCUGUAGCAGGUUCUUUAAUACCUUCUUUCAGGUUACUUCAGCCAUUCAGGUUUGUCACUGUAGCAGACUAUUUAGCAAGAAAGGGUAUUAAACAAUUUAAGUAGUUUAAAAUGCUAUGGAAUGUGCUUUCAGAGGGGUUUGAGGUAACAAGCAGCACUGUUGAUUGGGUUUGUAGCAUCUGACAUGUGCAAUUGACACCAGUAAGGAGAGCUUCCUUAAGGUUAAAGUUUCUUGUUAAAUUAAAGUAAGGAAGAGCUUUCCACAUAAUUUUUUUUCUGCCCCAGGCACCUGAUUUGAAAAUACUGGGUUUUAGAUUUGUAUUCUUUCACCAAGAUUUGGUGAAAGACUUUGUCUUUGUUUUACACAGGAAAGUGGCUGCAGAUGUUGGAAGUUCUUUGCAGGAGCUUUUUGCCUUAUAAAUAUGUGAGCAGGUUAUUCAUAACUGACAUUGUAUCAUAUGUAUCUUUCAAAUGUUGCCAUCAAAAUGUUAAAUAUCUGUGUAUUUGAAAUAUUCCUCAAUUUUGUAAAUCUUUACAUGACACUUUUUUGGCAAAGUUAUACAUUUCUUAAUAAAAACAAGUAAAGGUGCAUCUAACAGAUGAUGCACGAGGUGA
Messenger RNA from Apus apus (common swift), 3789 nucleotides. RefSeq names its product intraflagellar transport 80 (gene IFT80). Bases 308 to 2644 code for a protein of 778 amino acids. Lineage: Eukaryota; Metazoa; Chordata; Aves; Apodiformes; Apodidae. Gene Ontology annotation, cellular component: centrosome; cilium; intraciliary transport particle B. Gene Ontology annotation, molecular function: protein binding. Gene Ontology annotation, biological process: cilium assembly. The transcript has 20 exons. The record is from RefSeq and is a predicted model, not a curated record.